AAUGGGGGCGAGGCUGUGCUUCAGGGGCCGGCUCGGUGACGGAGGAGGGCGGUGGCACCGGGGGCGCGGCCGGGCCGGUAACGGGGCGGGGCCCGGAGAGCCGCCGCCAUGUUGACGGCGCCGCUGCGCUGCGCCCGCAGAGGCUGAGCUUUGUUGUGGUGAGCAGGGAACCCCUGAGCCUGUUUGGUGUCACAGGCGCACAUUUCUAACGGGGAUUGCAGCCAUGGCCACAGUGGGGACACCCGGCCCCCCCAGUGUCCCUCGUCACACCAACCGCCUGAUUAAUGAAAAGUCCCCGUACCUCCUGCAGCACGCCCACAACCCUGUGGAUUGGUACCCUUGGGGUCAGGAAGCCUUUGAUAAAGCAAAGACAGAAGGCAAGCUGAUAUUCCUGUCAGUUGGUUACUCCACCUGCCACUGGUGCCAUGUCAUGGAGGAGGAGUCCUUCAAGAGCAAGGAGAUUGGGGAAAUCAUGAAUGAGCACUUUGUAUGCAUCAAAGUGGAUCGUGAGGAGCGGCCAGAUGUGGACAAAGUGUACAUGACCUUCGUGCAGGCCACCAGUGGUGGAGGUGGUUGGCCCAUGAGUGUCUGGCUGACCCCAGACCUCAAGCCCUUUGCUGGGGGGACGUAUUUCCCUCCUGAGGAUGGAGUUCAUCGUGUUGGUUUUCGGACUGUGCUGCUCCGGAUCGCAGAGCAGUGGAGGGAGAACAAAGAUGCCCUGUUGGAGAGCAGCCAGAGGAUUCUGGAAGCAUUGCGACACACAUCAGAGAUCCGUGUGCAGGGCCAGGAGUCACCCCCACCAGCCAAAGAGGUGAUGGACACCUGUUUCCAGCAGCUCUCCAGAUCCUAUGAUGAGGACUAUGGUGGAUUUUCCAAAUCCCCCAAGUUCCCCACCCCAGUGAAUUUGAAUUUCCUAUUCACGUACUGGGCCCUGCACCGAACAACUCCAGAAGGUGCCCAGGCACUGCAGAUGGCUCUGCACACCCUCAAGAUGAUGGCCCACGGGGGCAUCCAUGACCACAUUGGUCAGGGGUUUCACCGCUACUCCACUGACCAGCACUGGCAUGUCCCUCACUUUGAGAAGAUGCUCUAUGACCAGGGGCAGCUGGCAGCCAUGUACAGUAGAGCCUUCCAGAUCUCUGGUGAUGAAUUCUUUGCUGAUGUUGUCCGAGACAUUCUACUCUACGUCUCGCGUGACCUGAGUGACCAGGCAGGAGGUUUCUAUAGUGCAGAAGAUGCAGAUUCCUACCCGACCACCACAUCUAGAGAGAAGCGAGAAGGAGCUUUCUGUGUGUGGGCAGCCAAGGAGCUCCGGGCUCUCCUCCCUGACCUUGUUGAGGGAGCCACACAGGGGACAACGUUGGGAGAUGUCUUCAUGUACCACUAUGGAGUGGAAGAGGCUGGCAACGUGGACCCCAUGAAGGACCCCCAUCAGGAGCUGAAGGGAAAGAAUGUCCUCAUUGCCCGCUGCCCCCCGGAGCUGACGGCAGCCCGAUUUGGGCUAGAGCCAGGCCGGCUGAGUGCCCUGCUGCAGGAAUGCCAACAGAGACUGUCCUCAGCCCGGGCACAGCGGCCACGGCCGCACCUGGACACCAAGAUGCUGGCAGCAUGGAAUGGGCUGAUGAUCUCAGGCUUUUCCCAGGCUGGGGCUAUCCUGGCCGAGCAGGAAUAUGUGAGCAGGGCUGCACAGGCAGCUGCCUUCCUGAGGACACACCUUUUCGACCCCGAUAGCGGGAGGCUGCUGCGGAGCUGCUACAGGGGCAAGCACAACUCAGUAGAGCAAAGUGCUGUGCCCAUACAGGGCUUCCUGGAGGACUAUGUCUUUGUCAUCCAGGCGCUCUUUGACCUGUAUGAAGCCUCGCUGGAGCAGGGCUGGCUGGAGUGGGCACUUCAUCUCCAGCACAUGCAGGACAAGCUCUUCUGGGACCCUAAAGGCUUUGCUUAUUUCUCCACUGAGGCCAGCGAUCCCUCCCUGCUCCUGCGUCUCAAGGAUGACCAAGAUGGAGCAGAGCCCACCCCUAACUCUAUUGCUGUCACAAACCUGCUCCGAGCAGCUUGUUACUCCGGUCACAUGGACUGGGUGGAAAAAGCCGGCAAGAUCUUGGCUGCCUUCUCAGAGAGGCUGCAGAAGAUCCCAGUAACCCUCCCAGAGAUGGUCCGGGCCACUGCUGUCUUUCAUCACACCCUCAAACAGGUUGUCAUCUGUGGGGACCCCCAAGGAGAAGACACCAAAGAGAUGCUGCAUUGCGUCCACUCUGUCUUCAGCCCAAACAAGGUGCUGAUGGUCGCAGAUGGAAACAGCGCUGGGUUCCUCUACCGCCAGCUGCCUUUUCUUGCAUCCCUGGAGAGGAAGGAUGGGAAAGCCACUGCCUAUAUCUGCAGCAACUUCACCUGCUCCCUGCCUGUCACCUCUGUCCAGGAGCUGCGUGGGAUGCUCAGCCCGUGAGCCCCUCAGUCCUGCUGCCUGUGGGAAGGCAAGAGUGGGACAGACUGGCACGGGAACAUGGAAGAGCCCCAUAAUAGAGGCAACCUGAGCACCGUCCCAGAUGGUUCCUAGCAGUGCAGUGGGGCUGUGCCCUUCCCCACCUGCAGCAGGUUGGGGUCUGCUUGCACUGUUGCUUCAACAGUGUCUCAGCACAACUGACUGUUGUCUUGGGUCCUGUUUUUGGUAUGUCCCGGAGACACUCAUGGAGGAGCAUCUCCUGCUGCUGUAUUCAUGCUUGCUUCUCGUCUCUUCUUGCUGAGGAAAACAAGUUAAAUAUAAAUCCCAGUGUUAAUGGAGAAGUCAGAUGGGAAAACUGUUAGUGUUUCUAUAGCAACCCAGGGUAACACUGUCAAAAGCACCUGGAUGACUUGGGAGUCAAGUGUUCUUAAAAGUGUUACUGACUACAACAGCUGUGGUAUUUUUCCGUUACAGAGGAGAUUGUUACAUACAUUAACUGAAUAUAUAGUGCAUGGAAAAAA
Messenger RNA from Motacilla alba alba, 2964 nucleotides. RefSeq names its product spermatogenesis associated 20 (gene SPATA20). Gene Ontology annotation, biological process: carbohydrate metabolic process. Bases 224 to 2446 code for a protein of 740 amino acids. Lineage: Eukaryota; Metazoa; Chordata; Aves; Passeriformes; Motacillidae. The record is from RefSeq and is a predicted model, not a curated record. The transcript is spliced from 16 exons.